Messenger RNA from Penicillium longicatenatum, 1395 nucleotides. RefSeq names its product ubiquitin domain-containing protein DSK2. The transcript has 2 exons. Gene Ontology annotation, biological process: ubiquitin-dependent protein catabolic process. Gene Ontology annotation, cellular component: cytosol. The coding region runs from base 1 to 1395 and encodes 464 amino acids. Gene Ontology annotation, molecular function: polyubiquitin modification-dependent protein binding. The record is from RefSeq and is a predicted model, not a curated record. Lineage: Eukaryota; Fungi; Ascomycota; Eurotiomycetes; Eurotiales; Aspergillaceae.
AUGGCCGACAGCGGUGCUACAGAAGAUGCCCCCAUCACCUUUACCGUCAAAUCUUCAACUGAUGCCAAGUUCACUUUCACCCUUCCUCUUUCUACUCCUGUCUCGGAGUUGAAGCAGAAGCUCUCAAGCUCCGAGUAUGCAGAUACUCCAGCUGAACGCCAGCGCCUGAUUUACUCCGGUCGAGUGCUGAAGGAUAAUGAAUCUCUGGACUCAUACAAGAUCAAAGACGGGCAUACCAUCCACUUAGUGAAGAGCGCUGCAAGCAACCAACAACGAUCCAAUACAUCCGGCCAGUCUACCUCGACGGCAACCCCUGCUGCCGCUGCCCCGAGUCAGCCUGCAGCAGGUGUCCCCACCAAUCUUGCUGCAGGAACUGGCAAUAACCCUCUAGCCGGAUUGACUGGGGCUCGAUACGCUGGAUUCGCCCAGCUACCGGGUGCGGGACUCUUUGGCCCUGAUGGUGGGAUGGGUCCACCUCCCGAUAGCGAUACCAUGUUGAACAUGCUCGAAAACCCUCAAUUCCAAUCGAGCAUUAACGAGGCCCUUCAGAAUCCCCAGGUAAUUGACAUGAUGAUCCAGCAAAACCCCAUGCUGCGGGAUAUGGGACCUGGAGUGCGACAGAUGAUGCAGAGCCCAGAAUUCCGCCGCAUGUUGACUGAUCCCAACUCCAUCCGCUCUAUGAUGCAAAUGCAGCGAUCAAUGGGUAUGGGAGGAGGAGGUGCGGGUGGUGAAGGUGCCUUCCCAGCUCCUGGUGUGACCAACACGACUGAGGGAAAUCAGAACGCCCCACAACAAGAUACCCCACCCAAUCCAUUUCAAAUGGGUCAAAUGGGUCAGUUUGGGCAGCUACCUCAAAUGGGCACCGGAAAUCCAUUUGCUAGCCUCUUUGGGGCCAAUCCUGGAGCCAAUCCUUUUGCUCCUCCAACCCAACCGGCUGCUACAGGAACGGCUGGUCAGACUGAGGGUACUGAGAGCACACAAAACACCACCAGUCAACCUACUACCGGGGAAGCACAGAACCCAUUUGCGGCGUUGCUAAACCCGUCUAUGUUCGGUGGUGCAGGUCAGGCGGGUGCAGGCAUGGGUGGCAACGUUAAUCCAUUCAAUCCUCAACAAAAUCCGUUCCUGCGCGAUCCUGCUCUCAUGACUCAAAUGAUGCAGGCGAUGGGUGGCCAAGAGGGCGCUGCCGGCGCAUUGCCAUCGUUGUUCGGAGGUGGUGGUUUUGGCACCCCACCUCCCGCGGACAAUCGGCCUCCCGAGGAGCGAUAUGCGGACCAGCUUCGCCAACUGAAUGACAUGGGAUUCUUUGAAUUUGAGCGAAACAUUGAAGCCUUGCGACGAACUGGUGGUAGUGUGCAAGGAGCCGUGGAAUACCUCUUAAGCUACCCCUCAUAG